GAGAUGGAAGGAGGGAGGGCAGGCAGGCUGAGACCUCCUCCCUCGCCUCUUUCUCCUCUCUCGUCUUCCCUCUCUCUCAGUGUUUCUGUCGGCUGCUGUCUCCAUCUCAGAAUGAAGCUCUGACAGCACAAACACUUUCUGGAACGGAGAGAUAUGGACUCACACACGAACAGGACGACAGACGUGAAAGAGAGAGAAUAAGAGAGAGAGAGAGGGAGAGGAGGAGAGAGAGAGAGAGGUAGAGACAGCUCCUUGCUCUGACAAGUUAUUAAAGCCAGAGGUCAGAGGUGGUGACACAAAGGUGGAGGCGCCAUGGCGAUGGAAGGUUUCAGCGAGUUGAUUCGCCGGCUGAAUGACGCACACGAGCGAGAAGUCGAAGGACUGAGAGAGAAGAUCCAGGAGCUGACCAAUAAGAAGGGAGGGGAUUGCAAGCGGAUGGAGGAACUGUUCAACAGGAAUCAGCAGCUCAGAGAGCAGCAGAGGCUUCUGACAGACAACAUCAAACAACUGGAGAACAGGCUGCGGGCGGGGCUGUGUGACAGGUGUUCAGUAACUCAGGAUGUGGCCAGGAGGAGACAGCAGGAGUAUGAGAGCUCCCAGAUACAGAGUCUACAACACAUCUCCCUCCUGGCCGCGGAGGUGAGUGUCCUGAAACAGAGGAACCGGAGGCUGAGGGAAGACCUGAGAGCAGUGCAGGAAAGUCAAGGUGGGUCCUCCUCCCAGGAUAUGACCUCAGAGGUCAGACAGAGCCCUGACCUCUCACCCCCAGCCACGCCCCUGGUGAAUGCAGGGUGCAAGAGCAGAGGGCUGCCAGUAAAGGGCAACGGCGCUAUGAAGACAGAGCUAGACCAGACAGAUGCCUGUGCAACUGAGGCAGAACAGAGUCACCAGUGUGGCUGGACUGGAAGGCAAUCUUUGAACUCCUAUAAGCCCCUCCCCCUAGCCAGAGAGGCUCCUCCCCCCUGGAGGACGGAGCUAGGUGGGGCUCCGGCGAGAGCUGUGGAGCGGAGAACCCAGAGUUUGGACAUCAUCAGACAGUCGCCCAUCGCUCUCUCCAUCCCCUCCCACCUCCUCCUCUCCAGGAGUGCCCUCUCCUCCUCCUCUCUCCCAGGACAGGACAAGUCCAGCCGCCACCAGGUCCUGGUCCCGGUCCCCUACCGGCCCCGCCCUCUGGCCCCCAGCCUCACCCUGCCAUGGCCCCUGGCCCCGCCCCCAGACUGGGCCCCCAGGGAGGGGGGUGGUAGUCUCUCCCAAGCCCAGCUCCCCGCGCUUCCCUAGCCUGCACACUUCCAGACACCCCACCCAGGCACAGCAGGGUAGCCCAGGGAGGAGGUCCCCAGCUGGGCAGGGCUGGCCUCUCCACUGCCCCUUAGAGCCUGGAGCCACCCUGGGGAGGGAGCAGGGGGAGAGAGGAGGGAGGGAGCAGGGGUCCGUGGAUGUGAAAGUGGCAGCGCUCCUCAGGAGCGAUACGGUACUGCACCCCGAGACAGCGUUGGGAGAGAGGCUGGGGAAACCGGUGAUGACAGACGGGCCUCUGGAUCUAUCUGGUCGAGGGAAGUCUAAAAUGAGCCAAUCGCCACAAGAGAACAAGCCCCGCCCCUCCCUGCAGGAGAGGAGCAGAGAGGAGGAGAACCUGCUUGUAACCUCUCCCUCCCCCUCUUCCUCCCCCCGUCCCCCAACACCCCCCUCCUCGUCCUCCACCCCCCCUGCUGGCUCCUCCCCCUCCGCUAACCAAUCACAGCAGCAGAACCAGCAAAACAACAAGCAUCAGGGGGAGGGGCUCACAGGGAGCGAGGACCUAUCAGCAAUCCCCAAAGACAAGAAAAUCCCAGUGCUGACCAUCUCAUUACGACCAGUGGUGCUGCUGGACACUCUACACUGCAGUUUGAAGAGACAGGAUCAUCAUCACUCACCUGACCUGGGUCGUAGCCAGAAGGAGGCUGCUGGGGAGGGAGACAGAGGAGACAGGGGGAGGGGAGGGGGAGGAGAGAGACCAGACCAGUCAAAGUACCAAGAGGACCAGAGAAGAGCUGGACAGCGACUGGGACUUAGAGGCAGUACAGAAGGAGAGGAAGGUCCGAGUGAGUCCAGCCUCCACUGAACAGGAAUGACUGAGCAGUCAGGAAGAGGAGAUAGAGAGGAGGCGGAGGAGAAACACGCCUUCCUUGUGACUCCACACUGAGAAGGAAUAAAACUGAUAUCUGCUUUACAUCUCUCUCUCUCUCCCCAUCUUUCUGCCUUUCUUUCCCCUCUCUCUGUUUCCCUUUCUCUCCCUCCCUCUCUCUUUCAGAUCCAUUUCCUGGCAGAGUUUCUUUUAGUCUUACAUGUUCCUCUUUCUCAUGUUUAGCAAGUGUGAACUUCCCACUGCAGCUGCACGACAGCUGAAGGUGGCAGAGAAGGGGUGGAACUGUGUGUGCGUGUGUGUUCAGCUGUAUACACACGUGCGUGUGUGUGUGUCGGAGGGGAAAGGGCUGUGCUUCUGCAGAAAGGGGAACACGGAGACCUUGCUGUUGUUGCUCCUGGCUAGAUGUCAUUAGUGUGUAUUUCCACUUACAGAGAUGUGGUCAGCCCUGGUGAUGGGCCUUGUUGAUCCUGUAAGUGUAUCAGUCCAGCUAAAUACAUGCUGACUCGCUGUGUUAUGUGUCAAUCUCAUCAGCAUCAUGUUUUGUCUCAUUAAACUGUCUGUCUAGAACA
Molecule: messenger RNA, 2694 nt
Organism: Hypomesus transpacificus
Lineage: Eukaryota; Metazoa; Chordata; Actinopteri; Osmeriformes; Osmeridae
Gene: rbbp8nl
Product: retinoblastoma binding protein 8-like
Exons: 15
Coding region: 313-1278 (321 amino acids)
Biological process (GO): DNA double-strand break processing involved in repair via single-strand annealing; double-strand break repair via homologous recombination
Cellular component (GO): site of double-strand break
Molecular function (GO): Y-form DNA binding; damaged DNA binding; flap-structured DNA binding
Source: RefSeq, a predicted model, not a curated record